UUGCCAAGCGUGUUGAUAUAGAAAUUAUUUAGUGCUCAUAUAAAAACAUACAUUUUUCAGAAAGUAAUUAACUAAAUUUUCGCCUUGCGUCCAAGAACUGUAUAUGGCAAACUGUUGUAAUUUUAAUUGCAAGACUUGUUUAAACAAAUAACCAAAUCGACCAUGCGUAUACGAAGAAAGUGUUCGAUCAAGAAAUGUGUUUAUUUCGCAUUGAUCGGCGGUCUUUUGGCCAUCAUUCGAUUUAAUUUUCAGAAAAAUGAUGGACUGGAUGAACAGAUUGUACCCGUAGAUCAGCAGCAGAAAAGAGAAGUCAAGCCAAAGUCGCCUGCGAUUGCCAAGAAGCCCUGGUACUUUAAAAAUGGGGAAUUAUAUCCCGGUCCGGCUAUUGACUACAGCCUUGGCGUACAAAGACAAGCUAUCGUUCACAAAUUGUUGCCCGAUCAAGUACUUCAAAAUGAUCGCAUUGCCAACCAACUGAUGUACGUUCCGCACAACUACGCGGAAAUCAAGACCAGUGGCAAGCUUAAAACGAUUCUACUGCCCCAUGGACUGCUCAAGUGGAAUGUGACGAAGGGCCGCGAAAUCUUUCUGAGCGACAAGUGUCCAGUAGAUACCUGUCAAAUAACUGAAGAUAACGCGUUGGCCGACACUGCCGACAUGAUCAUCCAUAAAGAGUUUGUAAAACCAAUGGGUAAACCUCUAAGAAAAUCCAAGCAAAUCAACAUGAUCUUCUCUAGGGCUAAGUAUGUACAAGCGCCCGAUACCAUUAACUGGACGGCUUCUUACAGGCGCGAAAGCACCAUCGUUGCGCCUUAUAUGAAGUGGAUGUACUACAAUGAACAGUUUCAGGACAAACCCCAGGAUCGAAACUUUGCCGAGCACAAACGGAAAAAGGUGGCCUGGUUCGUGUCCAAUUGUAAAACAGAAAACAAUAGAUUUAAGUAUGCCCUUGAGCUGCAAAAAUAUAUCGAGGUGGACAUAUAUGGCGAAUGUGGCAAGUUGAGGUGCUCAAAGUCAACGCCAGAAAAAUGCUUCAAGUUACUCGAAAAAAAUUACAAGUUCUAUUUGGCGUUUGAGAACUGCAACUGCAAGGAUUACAUCACACAGAAAUUUCUUGUGAAUGCUUUGGAUCGUGGUGUGGUGCCCAUUGUGAUGGGGGCCCGACCGGAGGACUAUCUGGCACUCGCACCUCGUCACUCUUUCAUACAUGUGGAUAAUUUUGACUCGCCAAAGGCGUUGGCCGCGUACCUCAAAGUUCUGGAUAGGAAUGAUGAGCUGUACAAUUCGUACUUUAUGUGGAGGGGAACGGGCGAAUUUAUUGAAACGUACUUCUGGUGUCGAGUGUGUGCCAUGUUGCACUAUGAUGCUGACUUGCGAAAGCAACAGCAGAAUCGUUCCAGCAACGAAAAUCUUAGCUCGGGAAUGUGCAGCCUUAGCUCCUGGAAGGGGCGUGCCAAAACGUAUGACGGAACGAACCACCGUGGUGGUCUACCCAUCGGCUAUCCGAUGAUGAGAGAUUAAAAAAAAUAUAGUCAUUUACUACAUUCGAAAAUAGUGUGGCUCAAGAAGAGCAAAGCGUUAAAUGUUCGGGUACAGCGGGAAUCUUGGAGA
Molecule: messenger RNA, 1611 nt
Organism: Drosophila subobscura
Lineage: Eukaryota; Metazoa; Arthropoda; Insecta; Diptera; Drosophilidae
Product: glycoprotein 3-alpha-L-fucosyltransferase A-like
Exons: 4
Coding region: 163-1521 (452 amino acids)
Cellular component (GO): membrane
Molecular function (GO): alpha-(1->3)-fucosyltransferase activity
Source: RefSeq, a predicted model, not a curated record